AUGCAUAAUUCUUUGAUGCCGUUCGCAGACUUUAACGGCAGGCAACCGCACCGCACGUUUGCAUACUUGACACGAACAAGCGUAUUUACACCUAAACGGUCAUAUCCGGUGACACCAGCUGCUAUUUCAGAAGGUGUAGAAGUUCUGCGUUCCCUCCUUGAAUUCAACGCGGAAUUCCCUGAAAUUUUCCGGGACCAGUGCGAAAACGAUGCAUUUGAAUUAUGUGGCUCACUUCUUUUCAAAGCAGCAUGGCGAGCCUCGCAAAGUACCCUACGGCACCUAGGGGCUAGGCCCCCUUUGGAUCAACUGACAAGCACAGCUCUGGCAAUAUUCGAACAGACUACGUGCUCGCUCGAGCUUCCUAUAUCUGCGGAGAAUGAUGCUCUCGAGCUGGCCCUUUCUGGACAUCGCUUGCGCUGGGAGACCAUUGGCAUGUGUUUCGUACGCAUUGGGUUAGUCAGCGCAACUGUGAGGACCAACGGUCAAGUCUUCCAUGGCGAUGGACAAUCAAAUUUUGACCGCCAAAAGACUAUGCUUAGGGCAUAUGACGCUUCUAUGCAAACUAGGGCAUUCUGCGAUCAAAUAGAGCAGACGAACGACUUGACGUUGUGGCUAUUGACAUCUGUAUCCACCCUUGCCACUUGGUGCUUUGGGGACGAUUCUUCUCGUGCUUGGCGCUUAAUGGGCGACUUAUCAUCAGCUAUAGCAGCUCUUGGCUUCCAUAAAGGGUUCAAAGGCGAAGAAUCAGGACCCCCAUAUUUGGUAGAGCUUCGCAAAAGAGUCAUAGCUCUUGCUCAUGAGCAUGACAAGGAGCUAGCAACCUUCGUUGGUCGGCCGCCCCGUCUUAGUCGAAAGUAUUACGCAGUGGAUCUACCACUUGACUUGCCAGAUUCAGUUAUAACUGGACCUGUCGAGCAAUUUGAAGCUGCUAGGUCCAAACUUGACGAGAACGGCUGGAGUGGAGACGUUAUGGUUAAUCCAGUUUCCCGUCUUCGAGCGAUUCUUCUACUAAGCAUGAUCCGUGAAGAGGUCUUGGAGCUAUCACUUGGUCCACCAAUGCCGAAUAUCGCCCAACAAGCUAGCUCGUUCCGUAUAGCCGAAACCAAAGAUUUAGAUGUUGACCCUUUCACUAGACAAAUCUUAUCGAAAUUGACUUCUACUUGGGAAUCAAUCCCUCACAAAGAAUACGAACAGUCAAUGUGUGACACUAUGCUACCGAGUGCUAUCUGGGUGGUUAUAGGUCCUCGGCUUGAAUGCCUUUAUAGCAAGUUCCUUCUCUAUAAGCUGCUCAUUAGUCAAAACCAGGGCAAUCGCGAUAAGAUGAUCCGGACGUCGCAAGAAAUCCUCCAUUUGGCGCUGUCGCUUUUGAAAAAGAACGACGUGAUAGCUACGCCAAAUCUGGAGGGAAUGAUGGUGUUUUACGCAUUACCAUGCGCGAGCGUUCUUAUCUUAGAGCUAUUUCGACAGAAUCGCCAGCCCCAUCGGUCUGCGACGCUCAAUCGAUCGACUUUAAUUCAGGACAUAAGCGUGCUCAUCUCGUGCUGUGACUCGCUAGCCAUAUCUGGACAGAGCAACUAUCAGAUCUGCAAGCAAGCUCAGACGGUUUUCUCGCGAUGCCUAGACCAAAUUUUGAAUCCAACUGCGGUAUCUUCUCAAGGCCUUACGAGCGAGCCUGGAGGGCCAGCAGUACAAGAACCGUUCUCUUUAGGUUCGAUGGACUUCGGUUUGACAGAGCUAUAUCCCCAAGACCCAGAAUGGUCCACGUGGCUCGAGUCUUUCGACUUAUACGAAACAUGA
Molecule: messenger RNA, 1797 nt
Organism: Penicillium riverlandense
Lineage: Eukaryota; Fungi; Ascomycota; Eurotiomycetes; Eurotiales; Aspergillaceae
Product: fungal specific transcription factor domain-containing protein
Exons: 3
Coding region: 1-1797 (598 amino acids)
Cellular component (GO): nucleus
Source: RefSeq, a predicted model, not a curated record